UUCCCCUUUACAUUCUUGUUACAUGUAUUGUUGCUUCGGCUAUUGCAUUUCAUUCUAGGGUUACAUUCACUUUAGAGAAUUUAGAAAACCCUAGGAUUAAGUGUUUGUAUCAUUCAAGAAUUGAAAAAGGAAAGCUAAAAUUUGUUAGUCUCCUAUUCACCCCCCCCCCCCCCCCCGCUCUAGUCGACCAUACCGAUCUUUCAGAGAUGCUACUCACGGGUUCGUAUCGGCCUAAGUAUGAGAACACUCGUUUGGGCAUGGUGACGGUGGAGGGGUCAGUUUGUCUGUUCCUCAGCUUGUUUUCCUGCUUUGGUUGUUUGUCCCGUCUGAUAAUUUUGAGUGGGAGGUGAGUUCGUCCGAGGAUAAUGUAUUCAAGGUGCAAUUUCCUUCCAAGCUUGAGUUGCAGCGGAUGAUCAGAUUUGGCAAGUUUAAUGUUCCUACGAGUGAAUGUAGGAUCACUUUUGACGAGUGGUCUCCUAAGGUGAAUCCUAAUUGGCUCCUUCAAGAUGUGUGGGUGCGUAUUGCUGGUAUUCCCCCAGCUGUGAAGGAGGACUUCUUAGCUCUCUGGGGUCUGGGUUCUUUGCUUGGUAAGACCAAGGAGGUUGACAUGGCAUAUACACGUCAGCACGGGGUUUUGCGUAUUUUCAUUGGGUGUGUUGACUACACCUGUAUCCUUGAGCGAAAGGACGUGUUCAUUAAGGAUGGACUCUACAGGCUUACUUUCCAGGUGGAAGGACCACCAAGGGAGGAGGAGCAUGCUGAUGAAAUUAUGCAUGAUGCUAAUGAGGGUGACGACGAGGGGGAUAAGAAGAAGGAUGCUUCUGAGAAGUUCGAUCUGGAGGAUCGUAGUGGUAAGCGGACCAAGAAUGUGGAUGGCGGCACUUCUACUUCUUCGUCGGUUGGAGGGAGUGGAGGUGCAGCAGCACCCACUUCGGCUGCUCCGACUGAUGAGGCCGAUAUGGUGAUGAUUCAUAUUGGCUCUACGGAGACACCGGUUUUGGCUGCGUCUGCUAGGUGUGGGGCUGCUAGGGUGGAGCUUGGUUCUGUGGUCGUUGUGGAGGUGCGAACUGGGCACGCACUUGAGGCGACGAUGAUCCAUUCUGAGGGGGAGCGGUUGGCUUCUUUGCCGUCCUCACAGCUGGUGGUUGGGGGGUCACGGCUUUGCCCGUCGCCGUCGUCGUUGCUGGCCGCCUCUCCGACCCGUAUGCUGGGAGGGCGUCGUUCUCCGCUCCAACCCGUGUGCCGGGAGGGCAUGCGGUGGCGGUGAGUCCGCCGGCAUCGUUCUCCGCUCCGACCCGUGUUCGAGGAGGGUGCGCGGGGGCGGCGUGCUCGCCGGCGCUGUCUUCCGCUCCGACCCGUGUGCCGGGUGGGCGCGUGGGGGCGGUGAGCUUGCCGGCGCGGUCUUCCUCUCCGACCCGUGUGCCAGGAGGGCGCGCGGGGGCGGGGAGCUCGCCGGCGCGGCCUGCCUCUCCGACUCGUGUGCCAGGAGGGCGCGCGGGGGCGGUGAGCUCGCCGGUGCGGUCUGCUUCUCCGAUCCGUGAGCCAGGAGGGCGCGCGGGGGCGGGGAGCUCGCCGGCGCUGCCUGCCUCUCCGACUCGUGUGCCAGGAGGGCGCGUGGGGGCGGUGAGCUUGCCGGCAUGGUCUGCCUCUCAGACCCGGGUGCCAGGAGGGCGCGCGGGGGCGGGGAGCUUGCCGGUGCUGCCUGCCUCUCCGACCUGUGUGCCAGGAGGGCGCGCGGGGGCGGUGAGCUCGCCGGCACGGUCUGCCUCUCCGAACUGUGUGCCAGGAGGGCGCGCAGGGGCGGAGCGCUCGCCGGAGCGGUUUUCUUCUCCAGCCCGUGUGCCAGGAGGGCGUACGGGGGCGGAGACCUCGUCGGUGAGCCUGGAGGAUGUCAUUGCUUUUGGUAGGAUCCCGGAGCCCACGCAGUGCGCGGCCUCAAGCUCAACCAAAUGCGGAUGACACGUAGUUGGAACGUGCGAUGCGGCUGGCGCAGAUUCGUGAUGGCAAGCAGGCAUCAGGAAACUCCUGAACAAGGAAUGGAAGUCUGUUGAGGACCGCUUUGAGAAAAAAUUGGAAUGUUGGCAAGGCAAGUUACUCUCAUUUGGAGAUCGUCUUGUGCUUAUUAAUUUUGUUCUCACAAGUGUGCCAAUGUUUAUGUUGUCCUUCCUUGAAAUACCUAAAGGGGUACGGAAGCGUCUUGAUUUUUAUAGAUCUGGUUUUUUUUGGCAAAGUGAUGAACAUAAACGAAAGUAUCGUUUAACAAUGUGGAAUAUUAUCUGUCGUCCUAAAGAACAAGGGGGGUUGGGGAUUGAGCUUUUGGAUACUAGAAAGUGUGUUUACUUAGCAAAUGGCUGUUUAAGCUUCUUAAUGAGGAGGGUAUGUGGCAACAGUUGUUACUUAAUAAAUACCUUCAUUCUAAAACUCUUUCUCAAGUUCAGGCUAUGGCCGCUGACUCCCCUUUCUGGAAAGGACUUAUGCGAGUUAAGACGGCUUUUUCAAUCGUGGUUCUUUUAUUGUUGGGAAUGGAAUGAGCACUCGGUUCUGGGAAGAUACUUGGCUUGGUGAUAAACCUCUUGCCCAGCAAUAUCCAUCAUUAUAUAAUAUUGUGCAACGAAAAAGUGUUUUGGUUGCGACUAUACUGUCAUAUGUUCCUCUGAAUAUUGGAUUUAGACGUACACUGACAGGGGAUAAAUGGACAUCUUGUUUACAUUUAGUCCACCGUUUAAUGAUGGUUCGCCUUUCUGCUGAUCCUAAUUCUUUUUCUUGGAAACUUAAGACUAAUGGGGUUUUUACGGUUAAGUCUAUGUAUAGGGACUUAAUGGAUGGAAAUAUUGCUUUUCCUCAAAAAUAUUUAUGGAAGAUAAAAAUACCUCUGAAAAUCAAGAUUUUUAUGUGGUUUCUUUAUAGAAAAGUGCUGCUCACAAAGGACAAUCUUGCUAAGCGCAAUUGGGAUGGGUGUAAACAAUGCUGUUUUUGCGGAUUAGAGGAGACUAUCCAUCUGUUUAUAUCUUGUCCUUAUUCUCAUUUUCUGUGGCGAAUUGUUCAUGUUUCUUUUAAUUUGCCAUCUCCAACCAAUGUUACAAAUAUGUUUGGGAAUUGGUUGAAUUGUGUUGAUAAAAACUUAAAACUCAAAUUCAGGUGGGAGUUUCUGCUGUUUGUUGGGCUAUUUGGAAUGGCCGUAAUGACAUUGUUUUUAACAAGACUAGAGUGCU
Messenger RNA from Brachypodium distachyon (stiff brome), 3212 nucleotides. RefSeq lists its product as uncharacterized. NCBI's taxonomy places the organism in Eukaryota, Viridiplantae, Streptophyta, Magnoliopsida, Poales, Poaceae. The transcript is spliced from 2 exons. Bases 410 to 1267 code for a protein of 285 amino acids. The record is from RefSeq and is a predicted model, not a curated record.